Molecule: messenger RNA, 559 nt
Organism: Trichomonas vaginalis G3
Lineage: Eukaryota; Parabasalia; Trichomonadida; Trichomonadidae
Exons: 1
Source: RefSeq, a predicted model, not a curated record
AUGAGUAGUCCGAAAAAAACAGUUUAUUCUUGUCUAAUGGAAGCCAACAUUAACAAUUCUCAACCGCUAACCAAAGCCAAAGCCCCACAACCUCCAAGAACUGGCACAGCUGUUAGAAUAACCACCAAAAAGUCUAACAGCGAAUUAAGAGAAAUUCUUCAACAAAUUUGCUCUAAAUAUCUCAAAGACGCCGAAGAAAACACACAACCAGACGCUACAUACAAUACUCAGUUCUGUGAAGUUCUGAACAAAGCAAUUGCUAGUUCAAUUGAACUUACUAAGACAAUUCCAAGUCCAAUUGAGCUUAGCGAUGUCUUAGUUCAGUAUUUUCCAACAUUUACUAAGCUUAUAAUGUUGAGAACUUUAUACCAAGUUCGUCAAAAUCUUCCUCGUUACAUGCAACGGUCAUUCGACAAGAGAAUUGCCGAAUUCCAAGUCUUUAGUUACGGAUAUGACGAAGAUGAAUACAUUGACGAGUUCGGAGACAACUGUACAAAAUGGUUUGAAUGCUAUACGACAACACAAUUUGAAUUCGACUUUCUCGAAUUCAACGCAGCAA